Messenger RNA from Zonotrichia albicollis (white-throated sparrow), 1704 nucleotides. Lineage: Eukaryota; Metazoa; Chordata; Aves; Passeriformes; Passerellidae. The record is from RefSeq and is a predicted model, not a curated record.
AACAUGCUUGAAGAGCUAUUAAUUCAUAAGCCAGAUGAUCCCAUUGAGUUCAUGAUAAACCACUUAAAGCAAAACAAUGAUGAUGCUCCAAGAAUUUGUGUCCUUGGUCCACCUGCUUCUGGGAAAACUACAGUUGCAAUGUGGCUUUGUAAACAUUUCAAUGCCAUACGUGUCUCUCAGGAGACUUUGUUAUUCAAGGAAGCAUUAAGGCAGACAGAGGAAGCAAAGGCAUAUAAAGAAAGAAACCAGAAAAUUCCCAACGCGCUUUGGGCCAAUCUGAUCCAGGAGCGUCUGUCAAACGUGGACUGCAUCAAACAAGGAUGGAUUUUGGAAGGCUUCCCUGAAAACCAGGAGCAGGCAUGGAUGCUGCAAUCAUCUGGCAUUUUUCCUAGGCAUGUUGUUAUGCUCUAUGCCCCAGACACUGUGCUGAUUGAGAGGAGUGGUGGGAAAAGGCUGGAUCCCCUCACACAAGAGGUUUUCCACACAACCUUUGACUGGCCAAGUGACCCCCUGGUGCAGGAGAGGUUGGUGAAACCAGAAGAUCUGUCUGAGCAGGAGGUGUCCAAGAAGCUGCUGGAAUACCACAGAAACUUCCCCGAGAUUUUCCACAUCUACCAGAAGGUUCUGAAAUCCAUCAACGCAGACCAGCCCUCGGUGGAUGUUCUCUCACAGGUCCUUGCCUUUGUCCAAACCCGGCACCGUUCCGCCGCCCCCUUCACGCCCCGGAUUCUCUUUUUCGGCCCCCCAGGCAGUGGGAAGAGCCUGCAGGCAGCACUAAUAGCUCAGAAAUAUGAUGUUGUCAACAUUUGCUGUGGGCAACUGCUAAAGGAAGCUGUUGCAGACAACACAAAACUUGGAGAACUCGUUAAGCCUUACAUUGACAGUGGAUGCCCAGUGCCAAACAACCUGGUCCUGAAGCUGCUGACAGAGCGCCUGAGCUCCCUGGACUGCCUGAGCCAUGGCUGGGUGCUCUCAGGCUUCCCCAGGGAUGUGGAGCAGGGGGAGCAGCUGCAGAAAGCACAGAUCAACCCCAACAGGGUGUUCUUCUUUAAUCUGCCCUACGAGUCCAUCAUGGAGCGCCUGUCCCAGAGGAGAACUGAUCCUGUCACUGGGGAGAGGUACCACACCACAUUCAGACCAGCUCCCACCCCAGAGAUCCAGGCCAGGCUCAGGCAGAACCCCAAGGAUGAGGAAGAGAACAUUGAGAAGCGCCUGAACAUCUACUACAGCAAUGUCAAGGCCCUGGAGGAUUUUUACCAAGAUGCCUUUUAUGUCAAUGCUGACCAAGACCCUUAUGUUAUCUUUGAGUUCAUAGAAAGCUGUAUCAUUAAGCCCCUUCCAUGUAGAAAACCUUAGAAGUUUAAAAUUUAAAGGGAUGAUUUUUGGAAGAGUUGAUUUUAAAUUUUUCCCUGUAAUAUUUGCAGUCUGGUUGUUGAAGUGGCAGGUUAUGAGCAGGGAGGGGAAAUUCAGCCAAGCUGUGCUAAAUCUGAAGCUCACCAAGGCUGAGUGAAGUACAGAGGGUAAGAAAUUGGGCUUUAGAGGAAAGUUUUUGGCUUUUGUUUCAUGAUGCAAGAUAGGAAACACUGUGGCUGAGGAAGUCCUGUGUUUAAUUCAAAUUUUUUUUUCCUGUUUCUGAAUAGUAGUUUUGUCUUCACUAUGCAAGACCCAUGAAGCCAGUUUGGAGUAUUAAACCUCUUAGAUGUG